Messenger RNA from Daucus carota subsp. sativus, 381 nucleotides. Its product is annotated as 14 kDa proline-rich protein DC2.15. The record is from RefSeq and is a predicted model, not a curated record. Bases 1 to 381 code for a protein of 126 amino acids. Lineage: Eukaryota; Viridiplantae; Streptophyta; Magnoliopsida; Apiales; Apiaceae. The transcript has a single exon.
AUGGAAUCCAAGAACACUUCUUCAUUAACCCUUCUUCUCUCACUCAACCUUCUCUUCUUUGCUGUGGUCAGUGCCACUGACUCUGUCCCUAAUCUACCGGAUUCCGCAACUUCGUCUUAUUAUUCUGGAGGUAAAUGUGAUCUAUUGAAGUUAGGAGUGUGUGCCAAUGUGCUUAACUUGGUUGAUGUUGUGGUGGGAUCACCUCCAACGCUACCAUGCUGCAGUCUCAUUGAAGGUCUUGUCGAUCUUGAAGCUGCUCUUUGCUUGUGUACGGCCAUCAGAGCCAAUAUUUUGGGAAUUGACUUGAAUAUGCCUGUUGCACUCAGUUUAGUUCUUAAUAAUUGCGGGAAGGAAGUCCCGUCCGGCUUUGAAUGUUACUAA